ACUGCUGCGACAUUUUCUACAGCUGAGCGUAUGGAAAAUACGCAAUGACGGGGGGAAGGUAAGGCAAAACUAUUAUUGUUUUGAAUUGUUAAUAGUAGCAGCAGCAGCAGCCGUGACAGCAACAACAACAAUCACUAAACAUUUGAGGGACUACCCGAGUGAAUUUGGAGUUUUUAUGCGGCAUGUGUGUGCAUGGAUGUGUGGUAAAAUGUGUUUUCGUUUAGUAUUUUCUUCGGUCAACAGAGAAGAACCACCACCAACAACUAUAUAUGCUGGCCGUGGCCGUGGCAAUCAAUUGAGUUGAAUUCGAAAACUCUGAGUUCACAGAGACUGAGUCUGAUAAUGUAUAAAAGACCGUGCCCGUUGUCGAACCUGUCAUAACAGCAGCAGUGCUCGCAGAGUGUAGAACACCAAAAAAAAAAAAAAAACGAAAAACGCAAUUAGAAUUCAGUUCUAAGCCUCGCCAAAGAUCGACAUCUACAGUGUUUUUAUGUAAAUGUUACAGUGAAAAGCAGAAGCAAGCAGUAAAUAAAUAAGUGCGCAGUAGAGUUUGUGAAAAAGACUUUAAGAUAGACAAAAUAACACAAAAAAAACAUAAAUUCUAUAUUUAAGAAAGAUUUUUAGUUCGAAAUUAGUUUUGCAAAAAUCACGAACAAUCGAAAAUAACAUAAAAAUGGCCACUACAACAACAAAGUACAAGAGCUGCCCGCUCAAGAAACGGCCCAUCGUUUAUGAGGAUACAACCGAAGCAGAAACAGCCACAGUCACGGUCAGAGAUCCCAUGCAAUAUUAUGCCGCAGCUGCAGCUUUCGCCAGUGCCAGCAUGAUCAAACACAAGCCACAGCCAGUUCCUGAGUUCGAGCUGUUGGCUGACGAACAGCCGCAAGAUCUUUCGCUGAAGCGCAAAGCCACAGACAAUUGUGAAGAUUAUACCGUGCCAGCAAAACGCGAAUAUGUGUUGAAUCUCUCAAAGAACGGUUAUGAAGCAAAUGCGUACAAUGCGUUGUUCACCAAAGCCUAUCAACAACGUGCCGACUCGCCAACACACUCGAUAAACUCGCAACAUUCCGUCGAGUUGGGUAGAUGUUCGGCGUUGAUGUCACCCGUUGAGCCCUACACCUCAGACUACGAAUCAGACUAUAACCAACAAUUGCAACAGCAAGCAUCACCAGCGGUCGCAAUACAUUUGCGUGGCUUGACAGCCGCUACCAGCGGUUAUACCACAACCUCGACGGACUACAAAUCCGCUUUCAUGCUAGCCGCUGGCGGCGCUGCGCCGAUGACAGCACUUUGGAGCGCCUACCAGCCAUCGAGUGGUGGCAAUCUGAAUGCGAUCUUUCCCUCGCCAGCCUCCUCGAUAGCCACCUCACCACGUUCGGUGUACUCAUAUCAGCAAAUGACACCACCAUCCAGUCCCGCCUCGGAAGCAGGCUCCGAGCCAGAGGAUCUGAGUCUACGCAAUGAUAUACCAUUGCCAGCGUUAAUGCAUCAUCAAAACGAACCGUUGUCCAGUUUCACCUUUAACGCCAAGCCAGCGAAGUGCACAACGAAUAGCGAGGCACAAGCCGCUGCCGCCGCCAACAAGGCGGCCAGUUACCGUUACAAAUGCGACAAAUGUAAUAAAAUGUACUCGACUGUCAUUGGCUUGUCGAAGCAUCAGCAAUUCCAUUGCCCGGCCGCCGAUUGCAAUCAGGAUAAGAAGCAGCAUUCGUGCCACGAAUGUGGCAAGCUCUACACUACCAUUGGCGCCUUGAAGAUGCACAUACGCACACAUACCUUGCCCUGCAAAUGCCCUAUCUGCGGCAAGGCCUUUUCGCGUCCAUGGCUGCUGCAGGGUCACAUACGUACACACACCGGCGAGAAGCCCUUCCACUGCAGCGACUGUCCGCGCUCCUUUGCUGAUCGCUCCAAUUUGCGCGCCCACCAGCAGACCCAUGUGGAGGUAAAGAAGUACGCCUGCAAGGUUUGCCACAAAUCCUUCUCGCGCAUGUCGCUGCUCAACAAGCACACUAGCUCCAAUUGCACCAUUACAAUUGCGUAGACUAGUGUCGCGGCAGCAGAAUGAAAAACCAAGUGCCAGUAGUGUUGCAGAAGCAGUGCGUUGACAUAUUCAGUAUUUAAAUUAAGAGUACCUCGGUUUAUUUUAUUUUAGUUUUUAGUGUAAAUUACAACAAUUUAAUGUUGCAGCUUUGUAAGCGGUUGUAACAGCAGGAGUUUACGUUUUCUAAGUUCUAGUCCUUUUUGUUCGUUUGAAAAUUUCAAUGAAAUAAUUUUUAGUUGGAAAUGAAAGUAAAUUUUAUUUUUUUAAUUAAACAAAUUAUGUUAAUGGUUGACAAUGUCUUUUUGUUUGUUUUUUGAAAAAAUUAUAUUUUAAGUUUUCAGUUUUUUCUUGAACAUUUUAUAUUUUUAAUUUAAUUUUAAGAAUUUUGGUAUAGUUUUAUUAUGUUUUUUUAUGUUUAACUGGUGCAUUUUCACCAGCCAUCGACAGCACUCAACCAAAUCAGCUCUUAUAAAAAACCCACAGUAAAUUACAACGCUUGGACUCUAAUUAUUAUGUAAUUAAUGAAAAUUAAUUAAGUGUUUUUGUAUGGAAAAACUAUAAAAACUGUUGGACUAGUUUGUUAAGUUACCUAAUCUUAAGUUAUUUUUAUGAAAUGGAGGACACUAAACUUAAAUAAAAUACUCAGAAAAA
Molecule: messenger RNA, 2692 nt
Organism: Bactrocera oleae (olive fruit fly)
Lineage: Eukaryota; Metazoa; Arthropoda; Insecta; Diptera; Tephritidae
Gene: sna
Product: snail
Biological process (GO): regulation of DNA-templated transcription
Molecular function (GO): RNA polymerase II cis-regulatory region sequence-specific DNA binding; DNA-binding transcription factor activity, RNA polymerase II-specific
Source: RefSeq, a predicted model, not a curated record